Mizuhopecten yessoensis (Yesso scallop) is the source of this 9915-nucleotide messenger RNA. Its product is annotated as kinesin-like protein KIF20B. The transcript has 35 exons. The coding region runs from base 39 to 8363 and encodes 2774 amino acids. Gene Ontology annotation, biological process: G protein-coupled receptor signaling pathway; microtubule-based movement; mitotic spindle assembly. Gene Ontology annotation, molecular function: microtubule binding; ATP binding; plus-end-directed microtubule motor activity. The record is from RefSeq and is a predicted model, not a curated record. Gene Ontology annotation, cellular component: nucleus; spindle microtubule. NCBI's taxonomy places the organism in Eukaryota, Metazoa, Mollusca, Bivalvia, Pectinida, Pectinidae.
ACUAAGCGGGCAAAUUGAAAUGAUCAAGAACCACCAACAUGGCUGCUCGUAAACAAUACGACUCGAUCGCCGCUGAUCAGAUGGACUCGGAUGAAACAGAAGAAGAUGAGGAUGUAUUCUUCAAGGAUCCUCGCAGAAAUUUGUUAACAGAUUUCUCCAAAACUAGCUGUAAUGACACAAAUCUGAAUGUUGGAGAGGAGCAUAUGAAAGUUUAUUUACGAAUUCGACCCCUCUCAGAAGAUGAACAAAAUAGACAGGAAAACAAGAGCUGUGUGCAGUUAGAGGAUGACAACCAUGUUGUGACUCGUGCCCCUAAAGAUUCUCACACUUAUAAAAACUGUGCCCAUGGCCUUGGUAAAACCACCCACAAGUUCACUUUCUCCAAAAUCUUUUCUGAGGUGACUAGUCAGAAGGAUUUGUUUGAUCAAACCAUGCUUGGCCUUGUCAAAGACUUUAUCAGUGGUCAAAAUUGUCUAGUCUUCACAUACGGGGUCACCAGCUCUGGAAAAACUUACACUAUUCAAGGUAAGCCAAGUGAUGCAGGUGUCCUUCCCAGAGCACUCGACGUCCUGUUUAACAGCAUCAACGGCAAACAGAUGGAAGGCAUGAAACUCAAGCCCAACAUGUUUACAGAUGUGAUGAAACUCUCCAGUGUCGAUGUGGAGGCUGAGAAAAAGUUCAAGGAGAAGACCCUCAAAAUGAUAACUGAUGAUGAGCCGGAUGUGAUGAGCUUAUUGGGAGAAGAUGCUACGGAUAUUUCAUAUAUGACAAAUACAACAACAUGUUCGGAGAGUUCUAAUGUGUCUUAUGCAAACUCGGACAGACAGAAAGCCUCAUUGGAGCCUGAUGACCUGCUGAGCGAGAUUGAGGACAGAGUGCGGGAGGAGACCGCGGUCAGUGUGGAGGACCAAGGUAGCAUCAGGUUCUCCAUCUGGGUCUCAUUCGCAGAAAUCUACAAUGAACAGAUAUUCGACCUCCUGGUGCCCAUCCCAAAAAAGAAGAAUGUACGAAGACCCAUCCUAAAACUAAGUGACGACAAGAAAGGCAGUCCUUACAUCAAGGGGUUAAAGGAGAUCCAUGUGACAUCUGCUGACGAGGCAUACAAAUUAUUGACCAUUGGUAAACAAAACCUGAGUACAGCGUGUACCAAACUCAACCAUCAGUCGUCACGAAGUCACUGUAUCUUCAACAUCAAGAUUGUACGUGUGAUGGAUGUGGACGACCCACAUAUUGCAAGAGUCAGCAUGUUAUCCCUCUGUGAUUUGGCUGGCUCAGAGCGAUAUUCUAAAACACAAGGUAAUGGGGAGCGUUUAAAAGAGGCUGGUAAUAUUAACACAUCCCUGAUGACCCUGGGACGGUGUAUCGAAAUGUUACGCUACAACCAGCACCACAAAGAGAAGCCAAAGAUUAUCCCGUUCAGGGAUAGCAAGCUGACACGACUGUUUCAGAACUUUUUUUCUGGUCGGGGAAAGGCAGCCAUGAUUGUGAAUGUGAACCAGUGUGCAAGCAUGUUUGAUGAAACACUUCAUGUGUUCAAGUUCUCCGCCAUAGCUAAACAGGUGGUUGUUGCACAGAAGCCUGACCCUCCACCACGGCCGAGGUUACUGACUUUAGCUGUACCUCCUCCCAUUGAGUCAUUCAGAGCUCCCUCCAUUGCCUGGGCAACACCUGGCCAGCUCCACACAGCAGAGAUACUGCCCCUGCCUGAGGACAACGAUGAUAACUUGGAGGACACAGAUGAAGUAGCAGAGCUGGUGCAGGUGAUUGAGGAGAUGGAGAAGGAGAUUCGUGGACUACGAAAGGAAAAGCUACACCAAGAAGGCCGUAUCCGUGAGGAGGUGUGCCAGGAAAUGAUGAAACAGUUUGUUGCCAUUGAAAAUGAGUGCAGGGAGCGGAUCCGCUGGACAGAAGAGCUAGCGGAGGAGACAAUGGAGAAGAGGAUCAAAGUCUUCACAGAUGCUUAUAAAGAUCAGAAGAAGUCUGUCAGGAAAGGCAAGCAAAGUCAGCGCAUGGAGGAUGAGGAUGACGAGUGGGUGUCAAGUAUCCUCCUCCAUCGAGAGAAGGUCAAAGUUGAGGAGAAAGAAAAAGAAAUCGCUAGACUUCAGGAGCAGGUUAAGGAGUUGGAACAGCAGGAGUCUGAGGGGGGAUCUAAGGAGGAUCAGACGUCACUGGUUGAGGCAAUGUCACAACAGCUUAAGGAGCUGCGUGAGUCUGUCUCAGAAAAGGAUGAGGAGAUUGAAAAGCUGAAUGAAAUGCUAGAGGAAGCAGGGGAGACAUUUUCUGAAAAGGAGGCUGAACUUUCACGUUUACAUGACCUUAUUUCAGGUCAUGAGGUCAAGGUCAAGGAACAGGGAAGGACAAUCGCUGAGUUGGAGGAAGCACUGAGAGAGAGUCAACUCGCUCUAAACACAGCAGACAAACGUCUGACACAGCAAGAGGGAGAUGCCACCACCCAAAAUGAGACAAAAGUCAAAUUACAAGAAGAGCUGACCACUGUCCAAGGCUGUGUCAGAUUUCUGGAGCAGACAGUUAAACAGAAAGAAGAGGAGGUACGUGUGUGGAAGUCCAGAUGUCAGCGAGCUGAGGAGGACAGCAGUAAGCAAGAGCAGGCGCUGAUCAAUGGCUACAAGGCUGAGAUCUCCACACUCAAGCAACAGAUUUCACAGCUGAAAGCCAACUCAAGUUCAUCACACGGUGAUUCCUCUCCCAGGAAAAAAGGAUCAGAGGAAGAUAAGUUCUACCAAAACCUGUGUGUCCAGUUGAAGGAACUACAGGCAGAACUAGACAAAAACUCAUCUGCCACUCUGGAGCUACAGCAGGCACUCGAGACAGCAAGGGAAGUGAGUGAGGACCUCGACCAACAGUUGACCCGGGAGAGGGACGCCCACACAGAGACCAGGAACCAGCUAUCUCAACUCACAGAAGAGAACGAGGAACUCCAACAACUCAAGGUCAAGGUCGCACAGCUGGAGAACAGCUUCGAGGACCGGGAACAAAACCUGGCUUGUAAGGUGGAACAAAACUUGAAAGCCGAGGGAUUGAUAGCAGGGCUUGAGGAGGAACUUCGGACACUGAAAUCAGUGGAUUACCCAUCUCAGGUGGUUAGUCUGGAGAAGGAGGUGGCAACACUCCGAAAAACACUGGAAGUCAAGGAGGAAAAGUUGGACAGUCUUACAGAAAAAGUGGAGGAGUUAGAGAUAGUUAACACUGGUUUGCGUGACAUGGUAAACCAGACAACUGCUGACCUUCAGGCCAAGGACCAUAUAGUUACAGAGCUGACUGCCAAGGUCAAGGUGGGGGAGGAUAUGAAGCAGAGUGCCCUGUCUCCAAGUAGCCCACUGUCAAGUCUUCAGCGUAGAAUGAGGGAAAUCCAUCGUGAGUCUGAGGCCACCAAAACUGAGUUCACAACAACCCUUAAAGAGCACAGGGAACUACAGGGGGAGUUUGCCAUAGCAAAGGAAUCCAUUAAGGAGAAACAGGAGAAAAUCAGACAGCUGACUUCCCAUGUGAAGGACCUUGAAUUCCAACUAGAUGAGGGCCAGAUGGAUCGGUCACAAAUGAUGGAGGGUCAGAGAGUUGCUGAGGAAAAGGCUGAUCAGCUACAAACUAAAGUAGAGGAGUUGGAGAAAUGUAUUGAUGAUCGCAAUACACAACUGACCAAGCUCAGUAAGGGAAAGGAUCAACUGGCAGAAGGGAAACAAGACGAGAUAGAGAGACAGACAAACGAAGGUGAAGGAAGGAGAGAGGAAUUGGAACAAGCCAAAGAUCUGGAUGAAAAAUCACACAUAUCAGAGGAACUACAAUAUGUCAAGGAUGAAUUGAAACAGAUUUCAAAGAAAAGCAGCAAAGGCAGUAAGAAAGUCAUCGAGAGGCUGGAAAAUCUGUGUGAACAGCUUGGUCAGUUUAUGGAGGCCAAGGAGGCUGAAGUAGAGAGACUCAUGACGAAGUUGUCAACCAUCCAGUCAUCGGCAGACACUGGAGUUGUUGUCAAGUCCAACCAGAUUGACAGUCUCCAGGCAGAACUUAGCAGUGUACGGUCCGAGAUGACUACAAUGAGAGAAACACUGGAGAAAAAGAUAGCUGACCGGGACCAUGCUAUCAAAGAUCUCAACGACCUGUACGAACAGAACCAGAAAGAGUUUGAUGAGAAAGACUUCAAAAUGAAAACUCUGAGAAUAGAAGUGGAGAAAGCAUCCGCCGGGGAAAGUAAAAAGGUAGCCACUCAGAGACUGACACAACUUCAGGACGAAUUGGAGGUCAAAACACAGAGACUUGCUGAAUUGGAAGCAGUGGGAGAGAAAAAUGAACAAAUUGAGAAUGAGUUAGCUAACCUAAGACAGAGAUUUGGUGAAUUAGAAAAUGUGAAUGAGAAAAAAGAACAACUUGAGAAGGAGUUAGAUGGUAUUAAACAGAGGUUUAAGGAAUUGGAAAAUGUGCAUGAGAAAAACGAACGACUGGAAAAUGAGAUAGAGAGCAAAACACAAAGACUUUCUGAAUUGGAAAGACUGGAGGAGAGAAAGGAACAACUUGAGGAUGAGUUAGCUGGCCUUAGAAAGAGACUUAAUGAAUUAGAAAAUGUGAAUGAGAAAAACAAACAACUUGAAAGCGAGUUAGAGAGCAAAACAGAAAGACUUUCUGCAUUUGAAACGGUGGAGGAGAAAAAGGGACAACUUGAGAAUGAGUUAGUAAGUCUAAGAGAGAGACUAAGUGAAUUGGAAAAUGUGCAACAGAAAAAUGAUGAACUUCAAAAGGAAUUAGAGGACAAAAAGCAGAGACUUUGUGAAUUGGAAAUUGUAGAAGGGAAAAUGGAAGAACUCAAAAAGAAAUUAAAUUGUAAAGAAAAGAAAAUGAGUGAACUUGAACUUUUCAGAGAAAAAGAUGAAAAGGAAUUAGACAAUCAGACAAAACAAAUUAAUGAACUUUCAGAGCAAGUUGAGUUGAUGGAAUCCAAGAUAAAGAAUUUGAUGACUGAAAAGUUGGAUAAAGAGAAGAAAGCAGAGACUUUGGAGGAUAAUUUACAUAGUAAAGAUAAUGAGUUAGAAGAGCUGAGAAAAGUUUUAACAGAUCUCCAAGAUGAGACUAAAAUGUCUAGUGAUGGCAUGAGCUCGGAGCUCUCCAAAGUCAAAAUGGAGCUGGCCGAGGUCAAGUCGGCCCUACACAUGACUCAGACACUGCACCAGAGGGCCAAGAAAGAGCUGUUGGAAAAGUCAAAAUAUGUCCAGGAACUAGAGGAGAGAUCAAAGGUCACAUGUAAAGAGGAAGAGACUAAGAAGGCAGAAAUAGAAAAGGAAAUGGCAACAGUUAAAGCAAAGCUUGUUGAAUUUGAGUCCUUAAAACAUGAUCUGGAGUCGCGUAACCAGACUGUACAAUGUCUGAAAAACGAACUUGAAGCAGCCACAACCAAAGUUACUGAACUGACAUCACAGAAUGCCGAGAAGGAGGCACUGGUCAAAGAGGUGGAGGUCAAAGUCACCCAGCAAGGCGAACAAAGUAAGGUCCAGCUUCAGCAGGAGGAGGAGAAAUUGACCGCCCUGGUGAAGGCGUGUGAGGAGAAAUCCAACAUCAUUGACGCACAGGCAGCCAAAAUAAAGGACCUAGCAGGGGAUAAGUGUAAUUUAGACAUGCUUGUGGUUGAGGUCGGACAGAAAACAAAGAAAAUUGAGGAAUUGACAAAUACUGUCAAUCAGCUCGAGACGAAAUUACAUGAUAGGGAGGCAGGUCGGUUAGCAGGCAGUCCUCACAAGGAUAAACAGGAUUUUACCAGACAGAUGGAAGACUUGCAGAAUGCCCUUGAAAGAGAGAAGGUGAAAAGUGAGGAAUAUCACAAGCUGUCUGACGAGAUGCGCAUGAAGGCGUGUCUAAGUCCAGGCAGUGAGAGCGGUAGUGUUAGGAGGCUACGUAAGGACAAGAUUGAUGCUGAUAAUGCACUACUGGAGGCCAAAUGUAAAAUCUCAUCCUUGGAACGGCGACUUGCUGACUUCAAUACACAAACCAGUCCAAGAAAGUACAAGGCUGACGAGUCAGAGAAGUUGAAGUCGGAACUUCGCGAGAGUCAUCAUAAAAUAGAGGCUCUGGAGGGACAAGUGAGGCAACAGGAGCGGAUAUUCUCCUCCCCACGACAGCGAGAGGGUCUCCAGCGUGGCUCUGUCACUAGUCCUACAGUACACAGGGAGCUUAACAGGAGCCAAGAACGCGAACAGACACUGAGACGACAGCUGCAGCAGGCCAGCACUAGUCUCCAGGAACUGGGUCACAAAGUCAGCGACCUUGAGGACCAACUCUCACACAAGGUGAAGGCCAUACAGGAUGCAGAGGACACCAUUCAGGCUUUAAAGAAUCCUGCGUCCCGCAGUGGUCGUCCAAGCACAGUAGCUGAGGUGGGUCGACUGGAGGCAGAGCUUAAACAAAGGUGGGGCCAGAUACAGGAGCUCCAAUCUGACCUUAUCCGUCGCGACGAGAAACUUGCUGCUAAGUCCCAGGCCCUGAAGGAUUUUAAGAUUUCCAUGGAGAGAGAACAAAAUGACUUUGAGGCUGCUCUCAGAGAUGCCAAGGCUAACGAGGCUUUGAUAGAGAUGUUGAAGAAUGCCAUCACUGAGCAGGAGGAGACAAUGGAGAAACAGGAUUCCUACCUCCACAGGAAGGAAGAGGAGAUUAGAAACCUCGGUCAGGAACUUGAAAAGUACACUGACAAGUACCGCCAGGUACUGGAAACAAGUGGUGAUUCAGGCCGCAGAAUGAUGGAACUGACUCGAGAGAAUGCCCGACAGGUCACUGAGCAUGUGCAACAGCUAAAGGAGCUGGAGGAGAAAGUGUGCCGACAGAACCAGACACUUGGGGAACAGGAGACAGUCAUACACAAACUGAAAGAGGAAAAAAACAAACUAAGUCUUGUUCUGAAGGAAAACAACACAGAGCUCAAGGACCUGGAGAAAGUGCUGUCAGGAAGUCGUACAGAAACAGAAAGUUUGAGAGAAAGACUUAAUUCUAACACAGAGGGCAAGUCUGAAGCCACUGAAAAGGCAGAACAAGAAGCAGCCAUGCUACAGGUCAAGUUCAGGGAGAAGGAGCAUGCAUUGCGAGAUUGUCAGCGGUCACUACGACGACUGGAGGAGGAUCUUAACAAAGCACAACAACGAGCCAAUCACAGCGAGGCAGAUCUGGCGCAGGUUAAACAGGGAUUGGAAGAAAAGGAGAGUCAGCUAAAGACCUGGAGGACAGAGAGGGACAACCUCGUAUCAGGGCUGGAAGGUAUCAUGAAAAAACAACAGAAAGAAAUUCAUGACCUCAAAGAUAAGGUCAAGGCAAGUCAAAGGGGUCAUCCCCUUGAUGAUAGCAUGGUGUCACCAGUAAAGUCAAGUCACGUUAGUCAUCACCGAGACAAUAGAGACAUGUCACCGGUAAAGUCUAGUCACAAGAGUCACUGUGAAAGUACUUUGUCAUCAGCCAGGUCAAGUCACAAUAAUCAUCACCACAGUGAUAGAACUUUAUCACCUGUCAAGUCAGGUCACAGGGGACCUCACCAAGGCAGUGUCGCUCUGUCACCAGUGACUGUGAAGGAGGAAGCUCCUUCUGGUGACAGCAGCAGUAGCGAUGACAGAUUAAAGUCACCUCACCCGGGGACAGACACGACCCAGCGUCACCGGUCACAUAGACAAGGCACACACAAGAUGUCUACAGAGCAGUGUCCUCUGACAAAGACCCCUGUCACAGAGGCAAGCAGGAGCCACAGGAGCUCCAGUAGACGUAGUCGUAAGAGGAGAUCAGCCAGCGAGUCAGCACUUGAGCUGCCAGCCAAGAGAAGAGACAACUGUGAUGCCACAUUUGCCUCGGAGGACAGCAGUAUUUCUGAGCAUGUUCAAAUUGAUGCCACACCUCCAGUGGCGGCACGCAACCUCAGAAAAAGUCGCAAAAAACAAGGCAACACAGAAUCGGAGGGUAAGGAGAAUACAGGGCCGUCGUCACGCCGGACAAGAAGGGGCACAAAAGGUACGGACGAACCAAGUCUUGGACGUAUUGGCUCCAUUGUAUCUGCUAUCAAAAACUCAUCUCUAACACGUACAGCUAAGAAAUUAUUAGAUGAGAUUUCUGAGUCGCCAGUCCAGUCAUCACGAGACUCCGAGGCAGUAACCAAUGUCCACUCCACACCAGACAGCCACUAUGUAGAGGUAGAGGAUCAGGGCACACAGAUGUCGGGAGGAAUGAGGGAGGAGCAGCGUACCAAACGCUCACGGAAACGCCACCAACUAUACAGUGAAAAUAUACAAAUAUCAGAGCCACUCGAGGGGGGACUAUUUGUGCCCUCUACUCCCAACAAUGAUGUUCAUGGCAUUGUUUUGAGGAAGCUGAGGACACGGAAACACUGAACACAACACAGAUGUCAAGUGUUUAAUGGAGAUACUGAAAAACAUCAUAUUUACCAGCGCUAUCUGAUAUAUCAAACUUUGGUGACCAUUUUCAAGGCUCACUCAUCAUGAUUUGGAAACAACAGUUACCUAUAACAAGCAGGAAUAGUGUUUUUAUAUUUUAUGGCUGUAAUUAUUUAGGGUUAUUGAAUGAUAGUAUAAAAAUGGCUGAAUUAUUACAUGUAUUACCGCUAAAAUAAGUAUUCAUAUUAUCAUGUCAACACAAGCCUUCUGUGUGUUCAUCAAACCAAACAUUGGUGCUAAAGUGAGUUUUACUGAGUACUAGUCUGUACUAGACGGAAAACACUGUAUUGAUGAGGUUUGUGUGACCUAUAAUAUACAAUACUAUUGGCUAACUUUAUUUAUUGCGAUGGGAAAACCCCAUUAUCUAUGAUAUUAUAUGUAUGUAAGGCAGUAGUGUGGACCUACAUACUGUGUUGAUAUAAGUCAGUCAGGUAACUUUGUGGUUGUUAGUUUUUUCACAGAAGUCUAAAAUGCUGUCAAAAUAAGGGGUUAACUUUUUUUUUAUUAUUUGUUUUUGACAAAGUUUCAGACUCCUGUGGGUUUUUUGGGAGACAACUUUACAAGGGAGUUAACUAUGCCGUUGUAAGAAUGUAUGUAACUAAGCUGAUCUUAUGAAUUAAAAUUUCGAAUAUAUCAUAUAUAGAAAGCAGGGUUCAAAGUUCAAAUGUGUAUGUGGAUGUUUUUUUCUGAGAGUGAGUUUUAAUGUUUCCCUUUUAAAACAUCCAUCAUGAAAUUGUUGUCAUAUUUCUAAAUACUUCAACACCAUAUUAUGAAUUUUCUCUCUAUAUUUUUCCUCUACUUUUUCUCUUUCAUUCAUUGUUACUCAACAUUUUCUUUCUUUUCUCUCUUUCCUUGUGUUACUUAGUCCCUGUCCCUCUCUCAUUCCUUGUGUUACUCAGCAACUUUCCCUUCCUUUUUCUAUUACUGAAGUUUUUCUGUGAAAUGUGAGGAAAAAUAAAAAGCAAAAUUUUGUAAGCAAAGUCAUUAGACUAAUUUAUGCACAUGUUUUAGUCAAAAUGCAUGUUAUGUUAAUUAUAAUUAUUCAAAAUGUUUUUUUCGUAACAAUCAUGAAACUAAGACAAGCCGUCAUCAUAAAUUUUAGAUCAAUUGUUCACCCGUUAUCUUUAGUCCCGCUUUGAAAGUAUUAUUUGCCAUGUUUGUAAACAGUUCAUAGAGCUUAUAAUUCAGCUCUCAGAUGGGCAUUAUAACAAAUCCUUUUCAUUUAACUUCGACAAUUUUUAGAAGUUAUUCUUUUUUUUCCUUUUCAAAGGUUAUUUUUACCCAUCAUUAGAUAAUUUGCAGAGUAUACCAAACUGAAAUUGGUUAAUUUUAAUGUUCAACCAAUUGGUAAAAUACUACAUUGUAGAUCACUGAUAUUAUACAUGUGAUGUAUGUUACAUUACACAUUCUGCAUGUCGAUUGGACCACGCUCGGAAAAGGCUGAUCUAGCAGUGUGUUUUAAGUUAUCUCCCUUAAUUCUAAUUCAAAA